AUGGAGGGAAGCACGAACCUUGGAAGUCUUCGUCCUACUUCCCAGAAGUGCGAUGCAAUGGCCUUUGUGUUACGUCAGUUGGGAUGCCUCACCAGUAGUGCCUCAAAUGCAAUGGCUCGGCGCAUGGAUGGUGGAGGAUGCUGCUCCCUUGAGAUUGGUGUAGCAGUGGUGGUCUUGAUGAUGGCCUUACCACCGUGUGGGCGAAGUCGUCUUAAGCAGCAAAGUGGUGUCUGUGCUGAGGUGAUGCAUAGAAGCGAGGAGUCGGACGUAGUUUAG
Messenger RNA from Hydatigera taeniaeformis, 276 nucleotides. Lineage: Eukaryota; Metazoa; Platyhelminthes; Cestoda; Cyclophyllidea; Taeniidae. The record is from the annotation of a GenBank genome assembly.